GUUUCCUCCAAGCCGAUGCCGUCCAAAUCUACUGGACAGAAAAUGGGAAACACUUCCAAGGAAAAAAAUCCAGGACAAAUACAACUAUACAGAAAAGUGGAAGGAAUACCCCAGAAGAAUAAUUCCCAGGAAGAAGAAGCUUCUAAAAACCAGAAGAGAACAGGAAAACAAAAUGCCAAAAACUCUGGAUCCAGAAGAAUAAAGUCGAUCAUGUUACAAGGAAACUCCAAGGAACAGCCAAUUCAGCAAAGAAAGCGAGUGUCCAAGAAACAGCAUCGGUGUCUUGAUUGUGGGAAAAUCUUCAACAGAACCUCUGCUCUCAGUGCCCAUCAGAGAGUCCACACAGGUGAAAAGCCUUACAAGUGCACUGAAUGCGAGAAGAACUUCAGCAAGAGUUCACACCUCAUUGCUCACCAGAGAAUCCACACAGGAGAAAGACCCUACACUUGUUUGACCUGUGGGAAAAGUUUCAAUCACUCUUCCCAUGUGAUUAUCCACCAGAGAACUCAUACAGGGGAGAAACUUUACAAGUGUUUAGAAUGUGGGAAAAACUUCCGAUACAGUUCUGAUCUCAUCAGGCACCAGAUUGAACAUGCAGGUGAAAAACCCUUCCGGUGUUCAGACUGUGGGAAAUGUUUCAAUCGGACCUCCAACCUCCUUAUCCAUCAGAGGAUACACACAAAAGAGAAACCCUACAAGUGCCUUGAAUGUGGGAGAAACUUCAGUUACAGCUCAGUUCUUAUCAGGCACCAAAGAGUGCAUUCCUCUGAGAAGCCUUUUAAAUGCUUAGACUGUGGAGAAGGUUUCCAUGCGAACACAAGCCUUCUCACACACCAGAGGAUACAUACAGGAGAGAAACACUAUUCAUGUUCGGAGUGUGGGAAAAGCUUCAGGUGGAUAUCACAUUUAAAUAGGCAUCAGAAGAUCCACACUGGAGAGAAGCCGUAUCUCUGCAUCAUUUGUGAGAAAACUUUCCGCAAUCACUCAGGACUUAUGGUCCAUCAGAGAAUCCAUACAGGAGAGAAGCCGUAUAAAUGCCCGGAUUGUGACAAGAGCUUCAACCAGCGAUCCCAUCUCACCUCUCACCACGGGACCCACACAGGCGAGAAGCCGUUUAAAUGCUUUGACUGUGGGAAGAGCUUCAGUUACAACUCUGGGCUCAUCAUACACCAGCGAAUUCACACCGGGGAGAAACCGUAUAAAUGCUCCAACUGUGAGAAAAGCUUCAGCCAAAAAUCUCACCUCCUUUCGCAUCAGAGGACCCAUAUGGGAGAGAAAUCUUUCAAAUGCCCUGACUGCGGGAAAAGCUUCAGUUACAACUCCGGUCUCGUCAUACAUCAACGGAUCCACACUGGGGAGAAGCCUUAUAAAUGUUCUGACUGCGGAAAGAGCUUCAAUCAGAGGUCGCACCUUAUUUCUCAUCAAGGCAUUCACACGGGGCAGAAACCAUACACAUGCCAGGAUUGUGGGAAGAGUUUUAGCUUCAAUUCUGGGCUUGUUAUUCAUCAAAGGCUUCAUACUGGAGAGAAACCAUAUAAGUGUCCCAACUGUGGGAAGAACUUCAAUCAGAAAUCGCACCUUAUUUCUCACCAGAGAAUCCAUAUUGGGCAGAAAACCUAAAUUCUAAAGGCAAUUCUGUAUAGUUUGUUAAUAUUAGCAUCAUCUUUGCUCUCUAAAUAGUAGCUUUUGAAGAACUAUGUGUCGUCAUCUGCGUGUCCAGAAGCAGUGGACUUGUUUUAGGGUUUUGAAAUUCUGUUUGUACUUUACAAAUUCAUUAUUUCAAAAUGUGUAGCAAAAAGAAAAGUGGCAGCCAAGAGCAGUGGAUAGGACAAGAGGACUGAGGUCAGGGGUUAAAAAGACUACAAUAAGUAUAAAAAAUGCCAGAAAGCUUCAUGUACUUUAAUGUUCAUUUUUUUCAAUUUUAUAAGAAAAUAAUACUCUAGUUUUAAAUGUAAAAGAUUUUAAAGUAACUAUAGGAAAAUGCUUUAAAAUGAUCAUUAAUGUGUUAAUAUAGAUUCUUAGCCUGUGCAAAAUAUAUAGCCCUCCUUCCAAAGUCUCUUUAAGGCAUAGAGAGAUAGAGGGUAGUUGGAUCCCCCACUGCUGAACACGAUGCUUUGUUCCUUUUUUGGCUUGGGAGUUUGCUAUGCUUAGAUUUGAAAAGGAAACCUUACAUUUCUACAAACAAAAAAAGUCAUAUCGUGUGGAAUGCUGGAAUAAAGAUGUGAUACAGAGGUAGUAGCCACAGGCCAAUCUUCGUUCCUCUACAAAUCCUAGACCAGGGGUGGGUUUUUACUGGUUCGGACUGAGUAGGUAGUAACUCGGCCUGCCACACCCUCCAACUGGUUCUAUCGUCACCACAAGUGCCACCAUCUUGUUUUUUGCUUCUGCGCAUGCACAGAAGCAUUUUUUACUACUGCGCAUGCACAUGCCGUGCACCUGAAGUGCAUGCACGCCCAAAGCGCAUCCCUGAGUGAACUGGAAAUACCAGUAGCCGGAACCCACCUCUGUUCUAGACUAUAUUGUAUGGAGGCAACUUUGGAAUUUCAAAAGGUAAUAAAUCAAGAAUUUACCCUUGUUAAUCUCUAGAUUUUCUCUUAAUGCUUUUUAUAGGAGGUUGCCCAAGUGCAGACUUUAGUAUUUAGAGAAUGCAUUAAGGUUACAAAUGCAAAUUAAAGUAUGGUUUGUUUAAAUUAAUACAUAGCUUAAGUUUUGUUCAAUUUAAGUGGUUAGGUGUGCUUCUGACCAUCAUCCAAGGUGCUGCUUAUUGGCUGUAUUAUUCAAAAUAUUGCCACAUGAAGAGGUCCCAUCAAGUAAUCCUCAGGAAUCCUGUUAUUUGCUCUUGUGUGAUACCAAUAUGUGGAAUUCCCUGCUCCAAGUGGUCUGUGUUGGCCCUUUAUUUAGUAGUGGUCAAAAUUGGUAUUUUAAAAGAAACAUUUUGUUCUACCUCUCUUUCUAUGCCUUUUGUGAUUUUGUUUUAAUUUUUGAAUAUUUGAUCUAGGUUCCAGAUCGUUUUUAGAUUGCUGUUGUUAUUCUUGUUGUUAUUUACUACAUUGGAUCCAGAUUUAGUCGCGCUUAAAAAAAACCCCACUGAAAUCAGAGGGUUAAGGUAAUUGUAACUAACCUGUACCAUUGAUUUGAAUGUGCUUAUGUGUAACCAUGACAAGUGUAUGGCUUUCUUCAUUGUUGCUGAACUCCAGUUUUCAACAGCACUUGGCAUUAUGGUAUCCAGUGAGAGAUGGUGGAAAUUGCAGCCUAACAACAUCUGGAAGGUCAUUGGGUACCAGGUCUUGGACUACUGAAGUAUUGGAUGCUGUCUGCCGCCCUGAGGCCAAGGGGUUGACAAUAUUAAAUGUAAAUAUUAAGUCAAUUGUAAAUAUUAAGUCAGUCAGUAUUACAUUUUUAAGCAUUGAUCAUUACAGCUUGAUCUUCUGUACAUAUAACAUUGCUGAUUAGAAUGGAGCCAAGGUGGCACAGUGGUUAAAUGCAGCACUGCAGGCUACUGCUAGAUCAGCAGGUCAGCGGUUCAAAUC
This is a messenger RNA of Thamnophis sirtalis, 3530 nucleotides long. NCBI's taxonomy places the organism in Eukaryota, Metazoa, Chordata, Lepidosauria, Squamata, Natricidae. The record is from RefSeq and is a predicted model, not a curated record.